Messenger RNA from Schistosoma mattheei, 1017 nucleotides. The record is from the annotation of a GenBank genome assembly. NCBI's taxonomy places the organism in Eukaryota, Metazoa, Platyhelminthes, Trematoda, Strigeidida, Schistosomatidae.
AUGACAGGAGAUCGUGAUGUAAGUGAACAUGUAUUGAAUAAUCGACGUUUUUGGGAGGAUUCCAAUCUUAAGACUAAUAAUGAUGAUGACAGUGAUAAUAGUAACAAAAGUAAUAAUAAUUAUGAGAAAUUUUUUAAUUCAUCAUCAUGUUCAUUAGUAAAUAACCAUGAAAAUGAAGUAUUUGUUAAUCAACCGAAACACGUAUGCAAUUCACCACGCACUGCCACAGUAAAAUCCAAAUCUGUUAUGAGAAUGAUGAACACAAUCCCUCAAAAUAAUAAAACAUGUCAUCCACUGACUAGUAAUGGAGAUUCAACACCAAGUAAAUCUAUAUUAUCAGGUGAAGUUGAUUCUCGUGAUAUGUACAUUAAACGCUCUGCUGAAACUAAACACAUUCAUGAUAAUUUAGAAUGUGACAGAUUGAAUUAUGAACCAAUGUACAAUUGUAAACCAAAUUUGUGCCAUGUAUCGUUGGAACAUCAGAGUGGAGCCAUAAAUUCACUUUUAAAAUCUGAUUUGGAUACUAUGAGCUCCGGUGAAGUUGUACCAAGUCAUUCAGAUGUCAGUUCUCUUCCAUCCCAGCCAAUUGGUCUUGCAGUUCACAACAAAGAAUCAAAUAUUUUAGGCAUUGAUUAUCUAACUGAAACUCAACAAUUGAUAACAGAACCAACAGAUUUAAGUUUAGCUAUGCUGUGUCACAGAAUCAGUCGUUUACAGACCGAAGCAGAAGCUGUGGCUAAAGCAAUCUCGGUUAAUAAUCAUAACAAUAGUGCUUGUAUCAGAAAUAAACAAUCUACGAAUAAUUUACCGAUUAUCAAUCAACAGUUUACUAGUCCAGUAGAUGAAGCACAAUCACUCCGAACCGAUUCAAAUAGUCGUACAAUGAAUGAAAUACAGAUUCGUCAUUCACCGGGAAAAUCUGAUGAAGGUCUCGGUAGAUCAGUCAGUAAAAAUGAACAGCCAAGUCAAUUAGACAAUGGUGCUAAAAAUAAUAUUUAUGAUCAAGGCGAUACUUGA